This is a messenger RNA of Perkinsus marinus ATCC 50983, 1509 nucleotides long. RefSeq lists its product as hypothetical. The record is from RefSeq and is a predicted model, not a curated record. The coding region runs from base 1 to 1509 and encodes 502 amino acids. The transcript is spliced from 14 exons. Lineage: Eukaryota; Perkinsozoa; Perkinsida; Perkinsidae.
AUGCAUCAGAAUGGCACUAUAGAGGAAGAGGAGGGGGAGGAGAAGGAUGGCGGCGGCGACGAUGGUGGUGGUGGUGGUAUUUAUAAGGAUAUACUAGAUGCAUCACUAAGGCGUGAUCCUAAUACAUGUGAUGAUGAAGAUGAAUCUAUUAUUACUAUGAUACUCAAUAUAUAUGAUAGACAACAAUACAUAGAAGAUACUUAUGAAGAGGAGGUAUCUAUAUUAGAAAGGGAAGUAUUAGAAAAUAAGUUGGAGUAUAUCAACUACUUGAUGAUGGGGCAUUAUCGGGAUAAAGUAGUAAAAGACCUCACAACACAACUCUUACAGGACUUAGAUCAUGCUAUUAAGGAUUAUAUUAAUAACAACAACAAUAAUACAGGAGACAUGGAGGAUUAUAAUGAUGAUGAUGAUGAUCAUCCCCCUCCUCAUCAUCAUAAUCAUGAAGAGAAGGAUGAGGAAGAGAAGAUGGAGGUUCAUAUUGAUAAUCCAAUGCAUGAUGUUAUCACUUAUCUGAUGAGCGUAUCAUUCUCCCACAAUAAGGAUGCAUGGCUAGACCCUAUGGAGAUAAUCUCGGCUGCUCAUGAUGAUGAUGAUGAUGGCAACUUGCCAUAUGAAGGCCAUGUAAGGGCAUUACCGAAGAUGGUACAUCGACAGGGCCGAGAGUUGAAGUUGUUGAAGUUGGAAGAAUAUUACGAACCAGGACGAUAUUAUAGUGUCGCCAAUGAGCGUCAGAGACAAGUUCAGCAUGAUAGCUUAACUGCCUCUGACAAAGUGCAGCACUAUGGGAAGAUUGAUGUGCACGUCCAGAAACUAGUUGACGAUAGCUUGUCUGUGAAUCCACCACAUGAUAAAUGGAAGCCGGAUAAAAGGAUACGACACCUUUCGUUGCUCUUUACUAUAGAGAACUCCAACCAGCUUGGCUUCAGUAACGGACUCCACUUUCUCCUCCUGCUCAAGAAAGCUUGCAGUACCAAUGUCACCGCCGCUGAUGGGGUCAAAGUCACUGAAGGCCGAAAAUCCCAUAUAGGUCGAGAUGGGGUGGACGUCGAUCGUUGUGCAACCCCAAACCAUUUGAGGAAGUUGCAAUCAGAGCCAAAUGAAGCCAAUGUAGACGACGAGAAAGAAAAGGUUCGGGACCGACCGAUGAUGUUGGAGGGGAACAUGGCCAAUGCCAGGAGACAGAGAAGCGACCGGACGGUUCGCGAUAGACUGAUAGUUGACGAUCAUCGUACAGUGAAGGACUUGGUUCUCGGACAACUGCUUGAACAUGAUGAGGUGGAAAAACUCGAGCCCGUUAUUGGUAGAGGGAAGGCGAGGGGCUGCCCCUUCCCACCGAGUGUUAUAUGGUACUUCUCGAUAUUCUGCUUCAGGUGGAACCGACACAUGACCCGAGCAGCAGCAGGGAAUACUUCGGCUCCUCCCGAAGUAUUCCGUUUCGACAUAUAUUGUGUUAAACUCGAAACAUCCGUGGUGCUGAACAUUUUGGCACCCCAAAAUGAAAAUAAAUAA